Corythoichthys intestinalis (scribbled pipefish) is the source of this 4987-nucleotide messenger RNA. RefSeq names its product mediator complex subunit 24 (gene med24). Gene Ontology annotation, molecular function: transcription coregulator activity. The transcript has 25 exons. Lineage: Eukaryota; Metazoa; Chordata; Actinopteri; Syngnathiformes; Syngnathidae. Gene Ontology annotation, cellular component: mediator complex. The coding region runs from base 143 to 3112 and encodes 989 amino acids. The record is from RefSeq and is a predicted model, not a curated record.
CUGGGACGCCUACAGCUAAUCCAAUGAGCGCUGGCGCCACUACGAGCAAAAUGGCACCGCUUUCGUGCCGAUGCUGAAAAUAUUGACGCCGAGAGUGUAAAACACAUAUAAAAUACAUCGUUUGGACACUUUUAACGUAAGAAUGAAGGUUGUCAAUCUGAAGAUAGCCAUUCUGCAAGCUUGGAAAGAGCGCUGGAGUGACUACCAGUGGGCUGUAAAUAUCAAGAAAAACUUUCCAAAGGGAGCAACGUGGGACUAUCUUAACCUUGCAGAGGCGUUAAUGGAACAGGCGUUGAUCGGCCCAUCUCCUAACCCACUUAUUUUGUCUUAUCUUAAAUAUGCCAUAAGUUCACAGAUGGUGUCUUAUUCCAGUGUGCUCAUAGCCAUUAGCAAGUUUGAUGACUUUUCACGAGAUCUUUGCAUCAAGUCGCUUCUGGAGAUCAUGGACAUGUUUUGCCAUCGCCUCACCUGCCACGGGAAAACCGAGGAAUGCAUCGGCCUGUGUCGGGCCUUGCUGGGGGUGGUGGUGUGGCUCCUCAACGGCUGCUCCUUCUACUGCGAAAGACUGAGUGAACCGGGUUUGCUGAGCGCAGCUGAGGCCUGCCUGGAAGAGUGCCGCAACAGGCUGCACAAACUGAUGAGCAGCACCAAGAACCGAGCUCUGGUGCACAUCGCACGGCUUGAAGAUCAAGGUUCCUGGAGUAACGUGGAGCAAGCCAUUCUUAAAGUCAGCGAGGGGCUCAACUGUGUAUCCAACCCGACAUUUACAAGUCAGCUAGAGGAUAGCUUAGAGCUGGUCAAAGGCAUCCCGCAAAUGCUGUCCGUGCAGUUCGACUCGCCGCUGCAUGCUUCCUUCCCGUCAAUCCACGCUUUCAUUAUGCUGGAAGGGACCAUGAAUUUGACAGGGGAAACGCAGCCAAUGGUUGAGCAGCUUAUGAUGAUCAAGAGAAUGCAGAGAAUCCCUACUCCAUUUUUUGUGUUGGAAAUCUGGAAAGCCUGUUUCACUGGCCUUAUUGAGUCACCAGAGGGCACCGAAGAGCUCAAAUGGACUGCCUUCACUUUCCUCAAGAUUCCACAAGUUCUUCUCCGACUCAAGAAGUAUCCUCAGGGUGACAAAGGGCAGGAAUUCACGGACGACGUGAAUGUCGCAUUUCAGUACCUGCUCAAGCUGACGCCGCUGCUGGACAAAGCCGAUCAAAGAUGCAAUUGCGACUGCCUUGGCAUGCUGCUACAGGAGUGCAACAAGCUCGGCUUGCUUUCCGACUCCAACACGGAGGUGCUCACAUCCGAACGGACGGAGGACAGGAAGUUCUCCCCGAAGCUCAAAACCGCAGAAAAUGCAAAUAUUCAACCCAACCCGGGCCUAAUCCUACGUGCUGAACCCACCGUCACUAACAUUCUCAAGACGGUAGAUGCCGACCACUCCAAAUCCCCGGAGGGACUCCUAGGCGUCCUCGGUCACAUGUUGUCCGGGAAAAGUUUGGAUCUGCUGCUUGCAGCCGCCGCCGCCACGGGCAAACUUAAGUCGUUUGCUCGCAAGUUCAUCAAGCUAAAUGAGUUUCCCAAGCACAUAAGUGGGGAAGGAUCAAAGUCUGCAUCAGUUCGUGCGCUUCUCUUCGACAUCUCCUUUCUUAUGCUUUGCCACGUGGUACAGACGUAUGGUUCUGAGGUGGUCCUGUCUGACCCCAGCCCAUCCGGGGAGACACCCUUUUUUGAGACAUGGCUGCAAACUUGUAUGCCAGAAGAGGGGAAAAUUCUGAACCCGGACCACCCCUGCUUCAGGCCCGAGCCUGGAAAAGUUGAAAGUUUGGUGACUCUGCUGAAUAAUUCCUCAGAGAUGAAGCUAGUUCAAGUGAAAUGGCACGAAAUUUGCCUCAGCACCCCAGCAGCAAUUUUAGAAGUUCUGAACGCAUGGGAGAACGGCGUACUGUCCGUGGAGGCCGUGCAGAAGAUUACUGACAACAUCAAGGGCAAAGUGUGCAGUAUGGCGAUCUGCGCCGUAGCAUGGCUGGUGGCUCACGUUAGGAUGCUGGGGCGGGAUGAAAGGGAGAAGCCUCAGACCAUGAUCCGACAGCUGGUCACCCCGCUUUAUGGCGAGAACACGCUGCAGUUUUACAGCGAACGCGUGAUCAUUAUGAGCUCCAUCAUGGAGCACAUGUGCGCUGACGUCUUCCAGCAAACGGUGGCAACUCUGCGCCCGCCCAUGGAGGGCCAGGAGCCCAUACCUUACCGCAACCUGUUACCGGCCAAGGAGCCCAUCCGGGCUGCCCUCGCCAAGCAGUUCCAGCUGGUUUUGCGCAAAGGCUGGGUGGACAGCCGGGCGCUGCAUCUGUUUCAGAGUCUGCUCAACAUGGGAGGCGUCUUCUGGUUCACUAAUAAUUUGGUCAAGGAGCUGCUCAAGGAAACUCGGCAGGAGUGGGCUCAUCGGGUGGUGGAGUUGCUUUACAGCAUCUUCUGUUUGGACAGCCAGCAGAUUAGCCUGACCUUGCUAGGCACCAUCGUGCCCAACCUACUCACCGACUCCGCCCAUUGGCACAGCUUGGUAGACCCACCUGGCAAAGCGCUGGCCAAGUUAGCAGUGUGGUGCGCACUUAGCUCCUAUUCGUCCCACAACAAAGGUUCCUUCUCAGCUCAUCAACGGAGAAGACAGCGAGAAGAUAUCGAGGACUACAACAGCCUCUUUCCAUUGGACGACACACAACCGUCGAAGCUCAUGCGUCUCCUCAGCUCCAAUGAGGAUGAGCCUGUUGCACUUUCCAGUCCAGGAGACCGAUCAAUGAGCAGCUCCCUUUCUGCCUCCCAACUCCACACGGUCAACAUGAGAGACCCGCUCAAUCGUGUUCUGGCCAACCUUUUCCUGCUCAUUUCCUCCAUCCUGGGCUCCAAGAUGGCAGGGCCUCACACGCAGUUUGUACAUAGCUUCAUGGAGGAGUGUGUGGAAUGCCUGGAGCAAGGAAAUCGCGGAAGCAUCCUGCAGUUCAUGCCUUUCACUAUGGUCUCCGAGCUGGUGAAGUUGCCCGCUCUUGCCAAACCCAAAGUGGUUCUGGCCGUCACCGAUUUGAGUCUGCCCUUGGGGAGGAGAGUUGCGGCGAAAGCCAUCGCUGCCUUGUAACGCAUGAGGUUCAUAUGUAAAUAAAGUUUGGAUAAAAUUUCAGGGUGAAUCUAAAAUGCACAAAAGAUUUACUUGACAAUAUUUUGACAGAAUUUAUCUGGGACUUUGUUUUUAUGUAAUGUCUUCAGAAAAUGUAUUCAAAUUUUUGUAAAGCCCCAUUCACAUGGAAUUAAUAUUACUUAAAGUUUGUAUUACUUUGGUCAUUGGUAAAAUAUUAGAUACGAUGCUUGAGCUCUUAGUCCCAUGCGAAUGUGGCAUGUCUGUAAUUUGUAAAGUAAAAAUUUAAGCGCAAACUACCGACUUGGACGAACACAGACGUCCAGAAUUUGAGUCACUUUCCUUAAAAGAGGUCAAAUAUCUUAAAAACUGCUAUUUUGUAAACACUGUUUUCCCGUGCUUGAAUUUAUUUGUAAUACAGCUGUUACCCUUUUAGGCCUGAAUUUACAUUUAACAAAUAACAAAAGGCAUUGGAGUACUAUCUUCUAAGUGCAUAAAAGUAGUAUUAUAAAAAAUAAAACACUGAAAAUUAAAAUGAAAAAUACAGAUAAAAAUUAUAGCAUCAAAAAGUAAAUAUAGAAAAGGAUUUUAAAAAAUAUAUAUUUAAAUAUAAAUGUCAUAGAUAAUUCAUGAAUUUAUCUUUUAAUUAUUUUCUAAAACUUUUUUUUUGUUUUUUUGUAGUUGUAUUCAAAAUGUUAAUUUCAUAUAUAUUUGAUUACUAAUAAUCAUGUAUUUAUAAGCACGUACACACAUACAAUCGAUAUAUAUCUGUAUGCAUAAUAUUUACGAUACAUAAUAAAUUAAUGUAUUUCCUCAAUGCUUUUUGAUGUAUAUUUGUUCGAUGUAAAUUCAGGCUUCAAGGGGUUAAAUGCCUUUUUAAAUUCAUCCUGAAUUUUUAUGAUCAGUGUAUAUUGCCAUUGACUGUGAUAGAAUAUCUGUCACUUUCAAAAUAUCCAUGUUUUUGUGUUUGUAUGGUACUUUUUGAUACCCUGUCAAGACAUUAAAAACUAAACAAAAAAAACUGAUUUUUUCUGUUUCCUUUUGCGGUUCUUCACUCAACGUUUACAUCAUCUCCGAGUCAGGUGCAGGGUCACAUGUUUAGAGACGUCAUCACAUGACUGAGGGAGCCUUUUCAUCACCCCGAGUGACGCCCGCGGUCAUCAGGGUGCUUACAACACUUCCUCUCGGAAAGCUGUAAGAGUUCGACGGCACCAAAAGUUCCAUCAGGUCAAUUUUUCCAUAAAGCGUCUUCCGGAAUUUGUUGAUUUUCCAUUCUUCCUUGUUAAUUUAAAUGUGUUUUAUCAUUUGUAGACAUCCAAUCCAUUUGAACUGGGAGGGUGGCAGUGAAUGAACCCCCCAAACUUCAAAUGGAUUGGACGUCUAUCGCUGUCAAUGGCAGUCAAUGAGUUAAAAAUGAUGUCAAGUGAGUCUGAAAUUAAGAAAAAGUCUUUAUUGAAAGACACAUAAAUACUAUUGGCACUAACAGUCAUACAAAAAUAUUCCAUAAAUAAUAAACAUCCUCAAUUUGACAAGUUUUUGUGAUGUCUAAUAAGAAUCCAUUGAUAGCUUUGAGUAAGUAUUCGCUUUGUAUGAGGUUAGUAUUUGGUGCAAUAUUAUGAGUGUUAACCCUUUGGUGCCUGAAUUUACAUUUAGCAAAUGUACAUAAAAAAGCAUUGAGGAAUACACAAGUUCGUGAAAAUAAUAAUAUUGUAAUUAGUAUAAUAAAUUCUGUUGGAAAAAUGGAACAGAAAAAUUGGAAAAACUACUUUUACAUUUUUAUUUUUCAUAAACUACAAAAAGAUUUUAAAAGAAACAACAACUAGGAAAUAUGGAAAAUUAUAAAUAAAAAUGUAAAAAAAUAAUAAAUACAAAAAAUAU